UUUAAGAUAUAAAUUAAAAAUAUCAGGAAUUUUUCAGAACAAACUAGAUGGAAGAUUAUGUUAUGUGAUAAAAUGGAGUAUGAAUAUUCUUCUUCUUUUUUCAUCGUGUUGAUUUCUUAACUUGUGCUAAGCCAAGGUAGAUAUUCUACAUUGUUUUUUUUGUAGCAAGAUUCUGCAGCAGUUUGCCAUCUCCUGUAUGAUAUUUUACAUAGUCAUUCGAGUGACAAAGGUUACACGGUACCUAGCUAAUAUUGACAAUGACAGUCGGAUUUUCACACCUUGAGAAAAUUCACUGUCCUGACUGGACUUUGGACUUACAGUCUCCACAGUAAACAGUCGACACACUAACCACUACCACGACAGCAGCUCUGUUAUGAUUAUGAAUAUGUAGAGCAGAACUACCACCCCCUGCCCCCCACGGAGCAAAUAAUCACGAAGGUGGCGACAUAGGUGCACGGCCGCACCUGCUCUUCAGUCACGAACUGCGAAAGGCAACGAUGUCAUCAUAUGGCAGCUUGACAGCUCAAAUAUUUCUGUGAAGCAAAUCAAAAACUGUAUAGCCAUGGUUGGUCCUUGUGCUGAACAAGAAUGUCAAGACAAUAGGUGCCAUGUGACUCGGGGAGAUUGGGGAAUGAACUGGUGCACAGGUGCAUGGAACAUGGUGGUAAGAUACCGAGGGAAUUGGAAACUGUUAUUUCUCGUAAUAAUUGUAUUCGCUGUGCUGGUCACAGUCGGCUGCUUAUAUCUCCUUACACCACUACCACCACCUGCCACAACAGACGAGGAAUGGAAACAAGGGGAGCGAGAUUCAGAAGAAAGUUAUUCAAUAUGGCCGCCUUACAGUAAUCGUGCGCUCAAUCCUCCGGAGUGGUAUUACUCGUCAUGCUUUGGCGUUCGCGACUUCAAGGCGUUUCAACUUAUGGACCUCACGAACCGUGUCACUGCAUGGCGCAACUCUUCCAAGCGCGAGUGUCGUGAUUGGCUGCGGCGAUUUGACACGAUAUUCGGCGUUACGACGACAACGGGUAAUCUGUACAUGUCGCAAUCAUUCCGUGAUAAAAUGUUGGUGCAGCUGGGUCGGCGCGAGCUGGUCAAGGAGAUGGCCGCACAGCGGAUCGUCGAGGUUCGUAACAAACUGACCGGCGAGCAGACACUGUUUAAUCCGUUGCGUGGUCGGCGGACGACGGGCCGACGCUCGCUUGACGCCGUGGCGCGCGUCGACGAGCUCGCCCGCCGCACGCAGGGCACGUGCGACUUCUGCAGCUACAUGACGAUGACGGCAGCCGACACGUUUGGACGUGUCGAGUCGCCGUUUUCGUUCUCGGCGGCCAACGCGUUCAAGCUGGACGUGUGGCACUCGCUGUUCCUGACGCGCUCGCACCACCCUCUCGACGUCAGCGAGCAGAUGCUGCGCGACCUGUUCGAGAACACCGCCUCGACGUGGUUCGCGAAGGUCCACUCGCUCGCUCCCGAGUACCGCUACCCGCACAUGACCUGGGACAAUCUGCCGGAGGCAGGCGCGAGUCAGGUGCACCCGCACGUGCACGGAAUGAUCACCAGGGAGCGCUACUACAACCGGAUGGAGCACGUGCGCCGCGCUGCCGAAGUGUAUCACAGGCGACACCCCGGCCGCAACUACUUCAGUGACCUCACGGAGAUUCACCAGGCUCUCGGCCUCGCCGUCUCGUACGGCGCCGCCACCGCCUUCGCUCACCUGACGCCGACCAAGGACAACGAGGUCGUGAUCAUAAGCCGCGCAGCGGACGGAGACUUUUACAGUAUGCUGCACUACGUAAUACGUGCACUCGUCGACGACAUGGACCGCCUGGCAUACAGCAUUGGCAUCGUGCUGCCACCUCUAGGCAAUACCGAUGGGCGCGGGUACAUGCCUGCAUUUGCUCGGGUGGUCAGUCGAUCAGAGGGUGGUAACGUUUCUGACAUUAGUUCCAUCGAGUUGUUCAAUGUUAACAAUGUUAAUGUGGACCCCAAUGAGGUAUUUCGAAGAGUUAGAAACUCUGUUCGUGUUAGAGGCGUGCCUCAUUGACAAAAGUGAUUUUACCAAAUACGUGGUGAUAUAUUUUUUGUAUGUUGCUACCUCGUGAUCGAUCAUCCUAUUCAAAAGGAAUCGUGCAGUAGUGAACACGAUUUUAUGUUUGAGCUAAUUAAAAUAGUCUCAAUUUAAAAAUUUUCUAAGAAUAGCUCAACCUUUUGCCAUUAAUAAUUUGUGCCUUAUGUGGGAUUUGUGUAAGCUGCACUGAAUGCCGGAUUUAAUAACUGAUGUGUUACAGAUGCAGUCAAUUUUUUUUUCAAGUAAGUUAUGAUAAUAAUCCUGAUAGUUAGAGCUUCUGUUUUAAGCAUUUGGUGUAGUUGCAGAGCAGAGGUGCCAUGUUAACACAGUGUCGCGUUUGGGGAAAUUUUAUGUUUUCAUUGUUGUCCAAUUACUAAAGAACUUGAGAUGAUAUGCACCCCAAGAAUUAUUAUCAUAAUCAGAUUUUUCGCGUAGUUUUAUCAGUGCCAUGUUUCUGACAUUAGUUUCAUUGAGUUGCUAAGCACCUAUCAUUUAUAGAUCCAAAUAACACAUUCCAAAGAGUGGGAAACUCCAACGUUGUUGUAUGGAAACCAUCCUCUGUAUGUAUUAGAGGUGCGUUGAUGAAAUGGGUUUACUAUAAAUACGUAUUGACUUGGUUUAUAGCUAAGAUUCCUUAACCUUGCUCAUUGAGGUAAAAAUCACUCAGUAUUUAGUGUGAUUUUAUAUAUAUAUAUAUAUAUUUAUUUCUAUAAAUCAAAACUUCCAAUUUUAAAGGUUUUAAGAAAGAUAUAAUAUAUGAAUUAUACAAUAAUUAUAAAAAGAUAAAAUUUCGAAAGGCUUUAGCCUUUGGUUAAAUUUCGCAAGUUAAAUUAGUGUGUAUGUGAUCCAUACAGAAAAAAUAAAAACUGGAAAUAAUUUGCUAAUGUUAUUGGUUUCGCUACUUGUGCUGCCCUUUGUGGUGUUCAGGUAGCUAAAAGCUAGUGCCAUAUUAUGUUUUAUAGGAUCAGAUGUAAUUUAUGCACUGUAAAGUUGCCAUGUUAUAGUAGUGUUUCUUUUUUGUCAAUUUGUGCUUUCGGGGUAAAGCAGUUGGUAGUGAACUUGAAUCAAUAAACAUUCUGAGAAUAAA
Priapulus caudatus is the source of this 3155-nucleotide messenger RNA. RefSeq lists its product as uncharacterized. The transcript has 2 exons. The coding region runs from base 563 to 2044 and encodes 493 amino acids. The record is from RefSeq and is a predicted model, not a curated record. Lineage: Eukaryota; Metazoa; Priapulida; Priapulimorpha; Priapulimorphida; Priapulidae.